AUGAAGAACAAGGGAGACCACAACGAAAUUCACACGGUGGAGGAUCCAUAUCAGGAUUCAGACUGUGGAGAGGGCUUCAGUCAGAGCUCCCAUUCCACUUCCCAUCAAAGAAAUCCCCUUGAGAAGAAACCCUAUCAGUGCUUGGAAUGUGGAAAAACCUUCACUUGGAAACAGAGUUUCGCUGCCCAUCAAAGAAUUCAUACAAAAGAGAAACCCUAUCACUGCUUGGAGUGUGGAAAGAGCUUCAGUCAAAGCCACAACCUCACUUCCCAUCGUAGAAUUCAUACAGGAGAGAAACCGUAUCACUGCGUAGAAUGUGGAAAGAGCUUCAGUCAGAGGGCUAAGCUCACUUCCCAUUGUAGAAUUCAUACGGGGGAGAAACCAUAUCACUGCUUGGAAUGUGGAAAGAGCUUCACCUGGAAAAAGUGUUUCACUUCCCAUCAAAGAAUUCAUACAGGGGAAAACCCCUAUCAGUGCCUGGAAUGUGGAAAGAGCUUCACCAGGAAAGAAAGUCUCACUGUCCAUCAAAGAAUUCAUACAGGGGAGAAACCGUAUCAGUGCUUGGAAUGUGGAAAGAAGUUCACCUGGAAAAUAAGUUUCACUUCCCAUCAAAGAAUUCAUACAGGGGAAAACCCCUAUCAGUGCCUGGAAUGUGGAAAGAGCUUCAUUAACAGCGCCACACUCACUUCCCAUCAAAGAAUUCAUACAGGGGAGAAACCCUUUAAGUGCUUGGAAUGUGGAAAGAGCUUCACCUGGAAAAUAAGUUUGACUUCCCAUCAAAGAAUUCAUACAGGGGAAAACCCCUAUCAGUGCCUGGAAUGUGGAAAGAGCUUCAUUAACAGCGCCACACUCACUUACCAUCAAAGAAUUCAUACAGGGGGAAACCCCUAUCGGUGCUUGGAAUGUGGAAAGAGCUUCAAUCAGAGUGCCCAUCUCACUUCUCAUCGUAGACUUCAUACAGGGGAGAAACCAUAUCAGUGUGCAGAAUGUGGAAAGAGCUUCAUUAGAAAGCACAGUUUCACUUCCCAUCAAAGAAUUCAUACAGGGGAGAAACCCUUUCAGUGCAUGGAAUGUGGAAAGAGCUUCAGUCAGAGGGCCAAGCUCACUUCCCAUCAAAGAAUUCAUACUGGGGAGAAACCAUAUCAGUGUGCGGAAUGUGGAAAGAGCUUCAAACAGAGUGCCCAUCUCACUUCUCAUCAAAGAAUUCAUACUGGGGAGAAACCCUACCAGUGCAAGGAAUGUGGAAAGAGCAUCAUUCCAAAGCACAGUUUCACUUCUCAUCGUAGACCUCAUACAGGGAAGAAACCCUAUCAGUGCAUGGAGUGUGGAAAGACCUUCAUUAGAAAGAACAGUUUCAUUUCCCAUCAAAGAAUUCAUACAGGGGAGAAACCCUAUCAGUGCUUGGAAUGUGGAAAGAGCUUCAAUCAGAGGGCCCAUCUUACUUCUCAUUGUAGACUUCAUACAGGGGAGAAACCAUAUCAGUGUGUGGAAUGUGGAAAGAGCUUCACCAGGAAAGAGAGUCUCACUGUCCAUCAAAGAAUUCAUACAGGGGAGAAACCCUAUCAAUGCUUGGAGUGUGGAAAGAGCUUCACCUGGAAAGAAAGUCUCAUUGCCCAUCAAAGAAUUCAUACAGGGGAGAAACCGUAUCAGUGCUUGGAAUGUCGAAAGAGCUUCACCAGGAAAGAAAGUCUCACUUCCCAUCAGAGAAAUCUUACAGGGGAGAAGCCCUAUCAGUGCCAAGAGUGUGAUCGGAGGGAUUUAUGA
Messenger RNA from Podarcis lilfordi (Lilford's wall lizard), 1764 nucleotides. NCBI's taxonomy places the organism in Eukaryota, Metazoa, Chordata, Lepidosauria, Squamata, Lacertidae. The record is from the annotation of a GenBank genome assembly.